AUGAGUUUUCAGUAUCCCGGUGUGGACUAUGACCUGCGCUACCGCGUUGAUGAGUUAGGCGUUGGCCGCAACAACACGCACUGGCAGAACAUUGGGCGUGAUAGUGACAGAUUCCAUGCCAUUGGCGUGAGUACCGAGCUUGCAGGAUGCGAAUCGCCCAUCCUGCAAGUGCGCGAGGUCGCAAUGAUGAUCUUCAUGAACAAGAUCACAGACAAGGAGGGUUGGGAAGAGAAAGUCUUUGACGACGAUAUCGUGGCCAAAUGGCGGCAAGAAGCCAUGACACAGUCCGAAGAAGGAUUGUGGAAGAUGAUCUGCCCUGGUCAGCGCUUCGAGGCAAGGCACGCCGACAAAAUCCACAUGCCGCGCGUGGCGAGGCUCCUCUCCGAGGAGACCUUCAACUAUGGUAUUGCCGAGCUGCGCAAUAAGGCGGCCUACUUCAUAUCAUCCAAGCUCAUCCCGACCCUCGAUGCUGGCCACCACACCGUUGUCAAGUCCGACAACUUGGUUGAUGAUGAGCUCCAUGUCAUGCUGGCUGCCGCCUUCGACAAGCUUCAGAGAGACGCUCUUGGGAAAGAAGACUGGCAUCCGGGGAGUGAUGAAAUGCAACAAAAUCUUGUUCAUCCUUCCAUGUAUCCGCUGGUAUGGGGGCGUUCCAAGUUCUUGCGCGAAGAAAAGGUCGGUGUGGCCGAUGCAAUCGCGCACAUAGGCCAAGGAGAGACGACUCCGUCCCAGGCUGAGGAUCCUGAGGCGCCCAAGACGAAGGCUAGACGACACGCCUACUCGAACUACAUCGGUAGCGGCUCGAUUUCUUCGGGGUACUGGUCCGAAAAGUAUCAGUGGCUUCCCUCACUGGUGGACGUGAAGAAUGGCACGCCCAAGAUCGCCAGUUACAUCAACGGGCUGCAUCCGCAACAGCACCCUGAAAUCUAUGGCGCGGUAGAGAAACUCAUUGACGCUGUCAUACCGGCAUGGGACCAGUGCCUACGGGGAAUGAGCAGGUACACCGUAGAGACUCCCGCUGGACGAACGUCAACCCGGUUCAAGCAGAUCGGCUAUGCCGAUGACGACAAUGAGUCGCUUUGGGAACCAUUCGACCUCGACGAGUGGAGGGAUAUCCAGCAUGAGCCGAGCAAAGACACUCUCGAGGAACUAGCUGAACAAUUCGACUUGGAGGAUGUGCGGAAUGACGAAGCAGAAUGGGAAGGAGUCCGGAACGGCCCACGAGAACUGACUGAGGAUGACAAGCAGCUAGCUAAAUGGCUCGAGCUGCGAGACCCCGUGUAUCCCGAGCCAGCUGAGUUUCAGACGAUCGACUACGAGCCGCAGCAUGCGAGCAUCCGUCAAAGAUUCGCCAAACAUGGCCUUCAAAUCAUCGUCAAGAUGGCCUCUGCCGAGCUGACGCCCGAGAAGCCCGAAUUCGCCGGUGGAAAUUGGCACAUUGAGGGCCAGAUGAACGAGCGUAUCUGUGCCACGGCGCUGUAUUACGUGGACUCGGAGAACAUUGAGGCAAGCACCUUGUCUUUCCGGAUGCCUACGUCCAGCUAUAUCUCGGAUGAUAUGCAAGCUGGACAGGAUAGCUACCACUGGCUUGAGCUGGUACACGGCGCAUCACUGGGCGCCUCGCGAGGCCUUGCCGGCUCCUGCCUACAGACGUAUGGGGAGAUUGAAACCCGACAAGGUCGGGUCCUCGCCUUUCCCAAUGUCUUCCAGCACAAAGUGUCACCCUUCAAGCUCAAGGACAACACCAAGCCUGGUCACCGUCGCUUCGUGGCCCUGUGGCUCGUCGAUCCCCACCACCGAAUCCUCUCGACGGCCAACGUCCCUCCCCAGCAGAGUAGUUGGUGGAAACAAGAGGCCAAAGAAGGCGAGGAGACGUCGCUCCCGGACGGAUGUAUGACUCUUGACGAGGCCAAGGAGCACCGCCUUGCACUGAUGAAAGAGCGCACCGCGAGAACGAACGAGAUGGAGGAAAGAUGGGUCAGAACGCAAUAUGACUUCUGCGAGCACUGA
Emericellopsis atlantica is the source of this 2010-nucleotide messenger RNA. RefSeq lists its product as uncharacterized. The record is from RefSeq and is a predicted model, not a curated record. Lineage: Eukaryota; Fungi; Ascomycota; Sordariomycetes; Hypocreales; Bionectriaceae. The transcript has 6 exons. Bases 1 to 2010 code for a protein of 669 amino acids.